ACACUUAGAGAAGACUUCUCCGAGGAAACAUGAAGUCCCUGAGGUGGAUGAAUUCCUGGCUGCAGCGGCCCGGCUGUCAGAGAGCAGCUACAGUCUGUUGCAGGCUCACAUGUCCGCCUCCCCUCCGGAGACAACCUUCCUCCCUGCUGCUGUCCACACCGCCCACCUUCUCAGCGUGCAGGCUGAAGGACACCUUCAGCGGCUCGUAUAUACAGCAGGAGGAGGACAUCCUGGAGGACAGCGAGGUGGAGGAGCUGUUCGAGCAGCAGGUUCCAGCAGGGCCAGGAGGACAGCUCAGGGUGUUGAUAGUCCACCCUGAUGUGAAGUGGGGGGCCAGGAAGCAGCACCUGACCACCGCAGAACUGAUGAUGGCUGAAGCCGAGGGCCUCGUGAACACUUUGGACAACUGGACAGUCGUGGACAAGUUCAUCCUCUCCACCAAGACACCAGAGAAGAAGCGGAUAUUUGGCAAAGGCAACUUCCAGCUUCUCACAGAGAGAAUCAGGCAAACAGCAGGAAUCAAUGCUGUGUUUGUGAAUGUGGACCGUCUGUCCCCUUCGUCUGAGAGGGAGUUUGAGGAAGCCUGGGGGGUAAAGGUGCUGGACAGAUACUCAGUUGUCCUCCACAUUUUCCGCUGCAACGCCAGAACCAAAGAGGCCAAGUUACAGAUCUCACUGGCAGAGGUCCCCUUGUUAAGAUCUCGCCUAAAAAAUGAAAUGGCAAACUUGGAUCAGCAGGGUGGAGGAUCGAGAUACAUCGGUGGUUCAGGCGAGACGCUGUACGAGGUCCAGCAGAGGCUGUUGAAGGAGCGGGAGCUGAAGAUCCGCUCGGCGCUGGAAAAACUUCGCAAAAGGAGGCACCUCCUGCAAUCUCAUCGCAAACACAAGGAGUUCCCCAUUGUGUCUGUGCUGGGAUACACAAACUGUGGAAAAACAACUCUGAUCAAAGCUCUGACUGGGGACAGCAGUCUGCAGCCCAGGAACCAGCUGUUUGCAACUCUGGACGUGACGGUCCACGCGGGUCAGCUGCCCAAUCACAUGACGGUGCUGUACGUGGACACCAUUGGCUUCUUGUCCCAGCUCCCUCACAUGCUUGUUGACUCCUUCUCUGCCACCUUGGAAGACAUAAAACACUCAGAUCUUUUGGUCCAUGUCAGAGACAUCAGUCAUCCAGAGACAGUGAACCAGAAGGAGAACGUGCUGAAUGUUUUAAGGAACUUGCAAAUCUCAGACCGGCUGAUGAACUCCAUGAUCGAGGUCCAUAAUAAAAUUGACCUGGUUGACAAUUAUCAGUCUGCAGAGCCCGAUGCGUUGCUCGUAUCAGCAGUGGAGGAGCGCAACCUGAACGUGCUGAAGAAAACCUUGGAAGAAAAGAUUAUGAAGUCCACGGGGAAACAAAUUUUACACCUGAAGGUCGACCUCAGCUCUCCUCAGUUAAGCUGGCUGUACAAACAGGCUACGGUUCAGGACGUGCACGUUAAUGCUGAUGAAGGCACAGCUGUUGUCAAGGUCAUCAUCAGCGCCGCAGCUCAUGGACGCUACAAGAAAGAGUUUGAAGGCAGAUGAGAGCUUCACACAGAACAAUGGCCGAAAAAAUAAAUCUGAUCCACAAAGCGUUUAAGAAAAUACUGUAUUCA
This is a messenger RNA of Nematolebias whitei (Rio pearlfish), 1636 nucleotides long. RefSeq names its product GTP binding protein 6 (putative) (gene gtpbp6). The record is from RefSeq and is a predicted model, not a curated record. Gene Ontology annotation, molecular function: ribosome binding; GTP binding. The transcript is spliced from 10 exons. Gene Ontology annotation, cellular component: cytoplasm. NCBI's taxonomy places the organism in Eukaryota, Metazoa, Chordata, Actinopteri, Cyprinodontiformes, Rivulidae. Bases 30 to 1565 code for a protein of 511 amino acids.